Molecule: messenger RNA, 5261 nt
Organism: Humulus lupulus (European hop)
Lineage: Eukaryota; Viridiplantae; Streptophyta; Magnoliopsida; Rosales; Cannabaceae
Exons: 10
Coding region: 498-4841 (1447 amino acids)
Biological process (GO): protein phosphorylation; signal transduction
Cellular component (GO): cytoplasm
Molecular function (GO): protein binding; ATP binding; protein kinase activity
Source: RefSeq, a predicted model, not a curated record
UAAUCAUAGGAAGAAAAAAAAACAUUCAAAAAUUUAUUUUUAUUAAAUUAAAAAAAGAAAAACACUUUAAAAAAAAAAAAAAAAUUUGCAUGAAAGGAUCCACGUGCCGUCUCUCUCUCAAUCCGAAAAUUCCUUAAAAUAUUGAACAAAAAUCCACUGAUGCCAUGUUUCUCUCUCUCAAUCCAAUCCAAAGCCCAAAGAAAAGACCGAAGCUUUUCCCUUUGAUUUUCCCGAGAAAAUAAAAAUCUAACCCAGGAAAGGAAAAGAAAAAGGAAAAUGACAAUGGCAUAUCUGUAUUAUUACCCAUCCAGAACAAAUGGAGAGAUUCGCUCACAUCUCCUCAAUCUAGACAUCCAAACUGGAGAAGAAGGAGAAGCUUCAUUAUAAUCAUACCUCUAAAAUCCCACUUCUCUAUCUUAUCUCUGUAAUUCUCGGAACGCUUCUCUCUCUCUCUCUCUGCAGAACACCGACUCGGCUUCUCAGUUCUCAUAUCUGAUAUGGCGUUUGAUCAAAAUUCGAUCCCGAAAGAUUUAAGACCGUUAAAUAUAGUUAGAAAUAUAUCUGAUGAUCCCCGCAUUACGCCGGUUACUUCAGCGGGUAGAAGUCCAGAUGGGUAUUAUGCUAACCCUGUUCAAGAGAUUAGGAGCCCCGAUCCCGUACCCGUAUCCGUUUACUACCCAGCAACUGUUUCUGAAGCUGGGCUUGUAGGACUAGGAUAUGGAAAUGCGGUUCCUAAUGUGGCUGCCUGGGCCCCUCGUGUCGCUGUCCAAACCUUACCAAUGGCGUAUCAGAGUGUGUGCCCUGCUGUUGGGUAUGGUUUCAGUUCUAAUGUGCCCAAUCGGUGUGCUGGCGGCUCCGGAGAACUUGUCAGCAGCAGCAGCGCUAUUUCAACAGGGUCUGGUGGCAGCCCAAAUUUGGGCAAUCCGGCUGGUGCUUGUGGUGCUGAUAUUGCUAGUUAUAAUGUGCCUGGCAGGGUUGGGUAUACUUCCACUUUGGGUAAUAGGGGCAUUGGCAAUGCUGCUGAUCAAAUACUGAAUGAUUCAGCAGCUGGGUGUGGUUAUGUCCCCAAUAUAGGCACUCGGGUCAGUGGUAAUGUGGUCGAUCAAGCUAGUGAUGAGGGCGGAGAUGAUUUUGCGUCAGGGAGGAAAGUAAAGUUUCUUUGCAGUUUUGGGGGAAAGAUUUUACCCAGACCAAGCGAUGGGGUGUUGAGAUAUGUGGGAGGACAUACAAGGAUUAUUAGUGUCAGAAGAGAUGUAAGCUUUAACGAGCUAGUGCAGAAGAUGGUGGAUACCUAUGGGCAACAUGUAGUUAUCAAAUAUCAACUUCCUGACGAGGAUCUUGAUGCACUGGUGUCAGUUUCAUGCCCUGAUGAUCUUGAAAAUAUGAUGGAGGAGUAUGAGAAGUUGAUCGAGAGGUCUUCAGAUGGAUCAGCUAAGUUGAGGAUGUUUCUGUUUUUGGCAUCUGAGCUUGAUUCAUUUGGUAUGUUACCGUUUGUGGAUUUACAUGAUAGUGGGCAGAGAUUUGUUGAUGCAGUGAAUGGGAUUGGAGGUGGUGGUAUUACAAAGAAGGAGAGCGUAACAAGUGCCACUUCAACACCAGCUUCUGAUUUCAGUGGGAGUGAGGCUGUUGAUGGCCUCCUUCCUGGUCAAGGGGAGGUCACUGGACCCUUAUCAACUGGUAUGUUAUUGCGUAAGCAGAAUUCAGGCAACUCUGAUGACGUUUCUCCAAAAUUGGUGUACGUGGAUCCUAGCACUUCAGGUUAUGCUGAACCUUCUGUAGUUUCAUUGCGCAUGCCUUUGAUUAAGUCGGGUCCUCAACUGAUUUCACCUUCCACACUAGAAGUCGAAUUAGAAAGGCCUGUUCCUGUAUCAGUAGUUCCGCAACAUUUGGGUUUGCAGCAACCUGGAAUGGAAAUUCCAACUUCUGCCUUUGUGCCACUGCCAGCAUACAUUGAUCCUCGCCAGGAGGUUUCAAACCAAGCAGACUAUCUACAGUUUCCUCCCCAGAUGGGAUUUCCAAAUCCUCAGCUGUUGCGAACUCGUGGCCCUGUGUACACACAACCACAUUGCCAUGGUAAUGGGGCUGGGGUUGUCACAAGUCAAUAUAUUCCUGCAGUGUGCGCAACAAUGAAUCCUUCACCUUCUUAUGUUGGUAUAAGACCAAACGUGCUUCAGCCAGUGAUUCAACCUCAACAGGCUCGAGUGGAUAAUUAUGUGGAUGAGAGAACAUUUGGUCCAAGGGUUGUCCAGCUGCCUGCUGAACAAAGCUAUAAUUCAUAUCAGGUUCCGGUCUCUUCUGCAGUGGCGGGUGGUAAUUAUGGCUGGCAUCAGGUUCCAAGGCAGGACCAUGCCCUCAUCUCUGAGGGUCUUGUACCUCACCAACAGGUAAUGUUUUCUGAUAAAGUCCCUAGGUUUCAGGAAUGUUACAUGUGUCAGAAACGAUUGCCUCAUGCACAUUCUGAUACUGUGGCACAGGGUCAGAGAGACAGUGGUGCAAGCGCUUUGUCUGAUUUAGGCUCUACUUUUCAUAGUCUUCAUUUGGACAACCAUAUGAGAGCUCAACCAUUGGCUAAGGUUAUGGUAACUAGUGGUCUGGGGGAUUGGGCCCUUGAUCAAGGAGUUGAAGCACGACGCAAGGUCCAUGCUCAUGUUGAUCCUCAAAUUGGCAAGUUUCAACCUGAGACCAGUGGUCUCGUGCAGAAACCUGAUUUAAAGCUUGAAAAGGAAAGAGUUAAUUUUCAACAAGUAGAUAGCAUUGAGCAUCCUAGGAUUCCCAUUCCUCAGGCUGUGAUUGGAAGAGCUAUUGACAUACAGCCACCUAAUUGUUCAUUCAUGACUUCUGUCCUGCAGUAUGGUCGAGAUGAUCCUGUUCAGCAACAAUCUGUUGCUGCUCAAUACCUGGUUAAACAUGAUGCCUUGGUCAAACCUAUUAUCCAAGAUAUGCCACCUGUUGGAGGAACUCCUGUCCUAGCUUCAGAACGUCCAAAUCGUGAAUCUCCAAAAGCUAACAAAUUUCCUGGCAUAGUAAUGAGUGAAGGUGCUACAGACACUUGCAUUUCGUGUGACCAAUUGAGACCAAUUGAAGGGAGAAUGGAAUCUGUCAGAAAUUUCCCCCCUGAAAUAUCCAUCCUCAAUGACCGCAGCAAGUCACCACCUGUUGAUAAACUGAGAUUGGAAGACAGCUUUGAUCACAGAACUCCACAUGAGCGCAGUAAACUACCUGUUGAUAAAUUUGAAACCAGUUACUGUAUACCAACUGAACUGCUGCCUAGUUCCUCUACAGAAGUACCAUACAUCCCUACUUCACGGUUUGUUGAAACAUGUGAGGUAGCACAACCACCUUUGUGUGUCAAUCCUGGAUAUCACACACAACCAAAAGUUGGAGCACAUCUCUUGGAUUCUAAUGAAGUUCAUUAUGGAAACCCUGCAUUUCCUGGCAUUGACCCACCAUUUUCACUUCCUUUAUCUAAUACGACUGGAGAAGAUAUUCAAGAUUCCUCAAACUCACUUUUCAGCAAUCAGGAUCCUUGGAAUUUGCACCAUGAUACUCAUUUUCCACCUCCUAGACCUAGUAAAAGUUCAUCGAUAAGAGAAUCUUAUGCCAGUAAUGAUUCUUUUGGUGAGAACCGCUCAGGUAAUUACACAGAACAAAGCUUAGUGGAAGAUGGAGUUCAACCAUCAUUUGGCAUCUUGAACAAAGACCUAGGUUCAGAUCAGUCUCAGCUGGAAAAUGGCUCAACAGAGGAACAGAUUAAGAAUGAUCUUCAAGCUGUUGCUGAGGGUGUAGCUGCUUCUGUUUUCCAGCCAGCUACUGCGUCAAAUCCUGGAUCUUUUAAUGAUUCCAUUCAAGCAGAUGUUAAAAAGAGUAGUGCUGAGUAUAAGACUAAAGUUGAGGGUGUUAAGAUCAAAGUCCCAGAAACAGCAAAUGUUGGUUUUUCUGUGUCUGAUGGCAUUGGACGCUUGCAGAUUAUAAAGAACAGUGACCUGGAAGAGCUGAAAGAAUUAGGUUCUGGCACCUUUGGCACCGUCUAUCAUGGGAAAUGGAGGGGUACUGAUGUUGCAAUUAAACGGAUCAAUGAUAGGUGUUUUGCAGGGAAACCUUCAGAACAAGAGCGUAUGAGAGAUGAUUUCUGGAAUGAGGCCAUUAAGCUGGCUGACUUGCACCAUCCAAAUGUUCUAGCUUUCUAUGGGGUUGUGCUUGAUGGUCCUGGAGGUGCUGUAGCAACAGUGACAGAGUAUAUGGUGAAUGGUUCUCUAAGAAAUGCUUUGCAGAAGAAUGAGAAGAUUCUUGACAAGCGCAAACGUCUAUUAAUUGCCAUGGAUGUGGCAUUUGGAAUGGAGUAUCUGCAUGGAAAGAAUAUUGUGCACUUUGAUUUAAAAAGUGACAACUUACUUGUUAAUCUUCGAGAUCCUCACCGUCCAAUAUGCAAGGUUGGUGAUUUGGGACUAUCCAAAGUGAAAUGUCAGACACUAAUCUCCGGUAGCGUUCGAGGAACACUUCCAUGGAUGGCUCCAGAACUUCUGAAUGGUAGCAAUAGCCUUGUUUCUGAGAAGGUUGAUGUGUUUUCAUUUGGUAUUGUGAUGUGGGAGCUCCUCACUGGAGAAGAACCAUAUGCAGAUUUGCACUAUGGGGCCAUCAUUGGAGGUAUUGUCAGCAACACCUUGAGGCCAUUGGUACCGGAAUCUUGUGACCCUGAAUGGAGGUCGUUGAUGGAGAGAUCCUGGUCGACGGAGCCAUCUGAGAGACCAAGCUUCACCGAAAUUGCGAAUCUCUUACGGGCAAUGGCAGCAAAGCUUCCUUCCAAAGGACCUAGCCCGCAACAGCAGCAGCCCCUUGUUUAAAAGAUAUAGCUCAUAUGUUUUUUUUAUUACUAUUUUGAUCAUUAUUAUAUUUUUUCUUUAGAAGAUAUAGCUCAUAUGUUUUUUUUUAUUACUAUUUUGAUCAUUAUUAUAUUUUUUCUUUAGUGAAUAUAUAUAUAUUUAUAGAUAGAUAGAUAGAUAGAUAGAUAGGGAAAUUUUAUACACUGAUCUCCACAGAAAAAAAUUAGUUCUUACAGAAGUGGGUGUUAGGCCUUUUUAUGGAAGAUAUUUAUUUAGAUGUACAUUUUUUUUUACAUAAAUAUGAUUGUAAAAUGGUGAAUUAAUUUUUGUUUCUAUUUUUUGUGUGUUGGGAUUUUCAAAUUCUUUUCAACAGUAAUGACUGAUUGUAGUAACGGUAUACCAUACUGGAUCUUACACUAAUACUUAAUUCUUAUAUAUACU